AUGUCUCUGAGUCCCACUCAGCAUCAGUAUGACACAAAGCACAAUCCCUACCUUGAGUGGGCAGCUUCAUGGUCGGACUACGUCGAAGAGAUUUUAGCCGAAAAAGAGCGUGAUCUUGCAUUAGAAAAUGGAGAUUCCAGUGAGGACUUGGAGUUCCAAUGCUAUGAAUUUGAUUGGGACGUCACUCGUAACUCGGACGACUCAAGACCUCAGUCAGGUGAUUCAUGGGAGAGACAACCCAUGGUAUCAUUUGCUGAUGAAUAUGAAGCACGAAUGGUUUGGUGGGAUGUACGAAACGACUUCGAAGCGCUCUCUCACCACUACAAUAUUCAUCCGCACUUCGAUCUAGACCUUCAGCUUCUCGAUAUCAUGUCAGCUAGAGGUAACAGAGCUAGGUUGAAUAGCCUAAUAGCCUCUGUCCGCAAAAACCAAGCCGGAGAGUCGAGAAUGAACGACCCAACUAUGUGGCGCGGAUACAGUGGAAAAUGGAGCUCAAAGAAGAAAGAAGUGAAAGAUUACCUUGACUGGAAUGGCUUCGAAGCAUUAGAGACAAGACCAGUCAACCCAAUCUUGAUUCUGGGUUGUCGCAUUGAUACAGAGAUUCUGCCAGAAUUGUUUGAUCAUCUACUGCAACGGCUUGAGAAGACCACUAAUGAAAUGAUGAUGGGAUACCCAGAGCUAUUUCUUAAUAUUGUUCGAGAAGAAUCUUGGAUCAGAGCUCAGGCGGUAUGGUCAAGAAAAAGUUCCAAUGUUUACGUCGCUGGUAUCUGUCAAGAGAUCAUGAAUCAUCCCAGGACUCAGUCACCACCAAUCUUUACGAUGUUACCACAAGUGAUUGCGGGAAUCCGAGAGGAUGAGUUUAUGAUCGGUUUCGAGUAA
Botrytis fragariae is the source of this 879-nucleotide messenger RNA. Its product is annotated as putative 3 -5 exonuclease protein. NCBI's taxonomy places the organism in Eukaryota, Fungi, Ascomycota, Leotiomycetes, Helotiales, Sclerotiniaceae. Bases 1 to 879 code for a protein of 292 amino acids. Gene Ontology annotation, molecular function: nucleic acid binding. The transcript has 3 exons. The record is from RefSeq and is a predicted model, not a curated record.